Messenger RNA from Octopus sinensis (East Asian common octopus), 999 nucleotides. RefSeq names its product general transcription factor II-I repeat domain-containing protein 2A-like. The transcript is spliced from 3 exons. The coding region runs from base 1 to 999 and encodes 332 amino acids. NCBI's taxonomy places the organism in Eukaryota, Metazoa, Mollusca, Cephalopoda, Octopoda, Octopodidae. The record is from RefSeq and is a predicted model, not a curated record.
AUGCAUAAUUCCAAGCCAACAUGUUUAAUUUGCAAGGAGAAAGUAUCGGUGGUGAAAGAGUACAAUGUAAGAAGACAUUAUGAAACAAAGCAUUCCGAAUACGCGAAAUUUAGUAAGGAAUUGAAAACAAGGAAACUGGAUUCGCUUAAAUCUGAAUUGAGAAAUCAGCAAAGACUAUUAAAUUCAUCGAUACACUCUUCUUCUGAUACUGUUAAAGCAAGCUACUCUGUUGCAAUGAUAAUUUCAAAGAGAAUGAAAUCAUUUUCGGAUGGAGAAUUCGUAAAAGAGUGUUUGGAUGCUGUCGUGAAAGACAUUUUGCCAGAUAAAACUAAAAAGUUUUCAAACAUUAGCUUGUCACGUCAAACCAUAUGUCGCAGGGUUAAUGACAUUUCAAAUGAAAUUGUGGUGACUUUGCGUGAUCAAAUAAAAUAUUUCAAAAGUUAUUCUUUGGCCUUUGACGAAUGCACGGAUAUAUCAGACACGUCUCAACUUGUAGUAUAUAUUCGUGGAGUUACCGAAUCUUUUCAAGUGAAACAAGAAAUGCUUAACCUUGUCAGUUUGAAAGAUACUACAAAGGGCGAAGAUAUUUUCCAAGCUGUUAUGAAAUGUUUAUCCGACAAUGGAGCGAAUUUAGAGACCCUUGCUGGAUUGACAACAGAUGGGGCGCCGGCUAUGAUUGGAAGAAAUAAAGGAGUUACGGAAAUAAUUGACCUACAGUGCAACAGUGAACUAAGACUUGUUUAUCCUACUAUAUCCAAAAUUGACUUUUAUAACAAAUAUGUGACUGCAGAAAAAUAUCCCAACUUAAGAAUUUUUGCACAAAGAGUUGUAAGCUCCUUUGGAUCUACUUACGUAUGUGAAUCAUUCUUUUCGAAAUUAAAGUUUAGUAAAAAUGUCAACAACCUUGCUGCUAUUUAUAACCCUGCUGACACUUCUGACCCGAGAGGGUGUGCGGCAUUUGCCUUGGGUGUGCAGCAUAAAAGAGCUCUGAUCCAAUAA